This is a messenger RNA of Nomia melanderi (Alkali bee), 3832 nucleotides long. Lineage: Eukaryota; Metazoa; Arthropoda; Insecta; Hymenoptera; Halictidae. The record is from RefSeq and is a predicted model, not a curated record.
CACGAAAUUAUCAUUCGAACAGGUUCAAACCCUGACUCGUUCGUUGUUUCUUCGAAACAAGAGCAGCUCUUAAUUGUCGUUUUUGUCUGGUAUCAUUGUCUUUUGUAUCAAUGAAAUAGUAUUCUUGUCAGUACUAACUUUGAAUUAUUUACAGUACCUCGAUAUGUAUGUAUUUUCUAUACAUAUGAAAUGGAAAAUAAUAAAACCGCUACCUUCGUGACAUUCGAGAAACAACUACAAUUAGCGCCAUCUCUCGUGCAGAAGAAAAGUGAAACAAAAAACAUUAAAUCUUUGGUUCGCGAUGCGUUCUACUUAACGACAAUUUUCAUUUCGUUUAAUCCAACAUUCGUUUUACGUGUUUGUUUAUUCUUUUUUAAUCAACAUUUACGUACACAUCAAUUUUCGUUACAAAACUAAAUCGCAAUGUUCAUCUUUAUGCUCUCUACACAGUAGAAAUAAAACUCCUUUGUGCGCAUAUAUGUAUAUAUGUACAUGUGCACAGAAGUAUUAUAUAUAUAUAGCUAUUCAAAGGUGAUUAAUACAAUUUAUUGGAAGAAGAUAAAGGAGAAUCUCUAUGCAAUCACAAAUAGAAUCCGGUGUGGAACUGUUCGCAAGAUUAAAUAAAAAACCGAGUCUGCAAGAACUGGAGGAUACUUUGUUCCUCGAAGGACCUAAAAGUACAGACGUUAUAGAAAUAAAUGGCGCACAUUCAUCCGGAAAAACUCUUCUUCUUUCUCAAUUGCUCGCAAAAUGUAUCCUACCAGAUUAUCAUGGAACUGUUCGAAUUAAAGGUUGCAACGCUCCUGCUAUUUUAAUAAAUACGGACCAUCAUUUUCAAGUCUCGCGUUUGAUCGAGAUAAUGACUGGUGUUGUGAACGUUGCCUAUGCUGAAUCGUUCAAGUUCGAUCCCCUCGACACGGAACUUGAGAAAAUAAAUAUUAUUCAGAAUUCUCUGUCCAAUUUGAAAGUAAUCAAUUGUUAUCAUAGCGAACAAUUUCUUCUGAUGUUGCGUACAUUGGACGAUAUGUUUCUUAGUAAUGCCAAAAUUGCCCUUUUAGCAAUCGAUAGUAUGACGGCUUAUUACUGGCAGGAGCGCGAAAACAAUGUUGUUACAAUCGAUACUUAUAUAAAAAGGUUAUUAAAACUCGUCAAAAAGCAGACAAACUUGUUUAAUGUUGUAACAGUAUAUACCAAACCUUAUGAAAGUACCAUUAAUUACAAAGCUAAAAGAAGUACAAUAGAUCCCUCUACGAAUGACACAGAAUGUAAGAUACAUUUACGCAAAGCAAACGGAUUACGAAAAUUCACAUGUACAUUAGAAAGGGGGGAAGCUAUUAAACAUAUCUGUUACUCUGUGUCGGCGAGUGGUAUUAAAUGGGAAAUCGACUAAGGAGAAGGAUAAAUUUCAUUCUAUUUAUACAUUUCAUAUCCGGAACAAAAUGUGUCAGUGGAACAAUAUCUUAUCUACGAUAUCUAAUGGAUUUAACAGUCGUGAUCCUGCUAAUAUUACAUGGGGUGUCUCAUUUUUAUUCGGAAUCAAAGAGACUUCUUGUAUUAAUUUUGCUUCUUCUGCGGUAAACCCUCCAAUAAUGUACAAUAAAAUAUAGGGAUUGUCACGAGGAUGACGCUUUGCUUUACCUCUUAAUAAUAAGCUGCGGUAUAUAAGAAAUUAAAGAUUUAAAUAUCAUGUGUUUUAGUCGUAUAAAUAUAAAUUGUACCAGAAAGUAUUAAAAUGCUUACUUGAAGCCAGCUGAAAUUAGCGAAGACGACCGUUGGCGUAGAUCACGCAGUUCUCGACUUGUACUCGUAUGAAAGAUGUCUUCGAUUAUCUGUUCCACAAUGCUAACAUGCCGGAUUGUUUCUUGCGAAGUUGUUUUUAUCAUGAGGAAUCUGUAAAUAGUGGACAUUCGACGUGUUAAAAUAUUGCAUUCGUCGGUCACAACGAUAGAAAACUUCUAAUAUUUUAUUUCAAAAUAUACCUGUAAUCUUGCAAAAAUGAGCGUUGUUUUGCGAUUAAUUGAAGAGUAUGAAUGAUACGCGCCGCUAUUUUAUGCGACGUUUCACGUGCUGCGGCCGCGUCAGUUGCUCCUUACAUAAAAAUAACUGGAAUAAAUGAACUGCCGUUUAUGUUAUUUGAACAAUGUACCGUAUAAUAAUGUAUACCCAGUAAUAGUAAUGUCCGUUGAGAAGUUGAUAUUUUGUUGGUCGAUGGAUUCUUUUUGAACGUUUCAAAGUCUUCGAAAAUUGCAGCUGCGAGUGAUUCCUCCAAUUGUUGUUCUUGUUGUGUGGAAAAUCGAAUUUGCGUUCCCGCAAGGGCGUAAACGUGUAUCAACAAUGCUAACAAAUUUUCGAUAUCGAGUCUUCGAAAAUUGCGGGUUCGUACAACGUUACUCAACUAAAAGGAUAUUCGAAAAAUUGAUGUUCGUUCGAUGACAUGUACUAAUUGCGGAAUUACAUGACUGAAACGGUAUUACUGAUUAUACUUGCGCGAGUAUACUCGAGGACUCCCGGCUCACGGAAAGAUUUUGCAAUGCCAAUUUCUCUAAGCUGGUAAGGAAUUCAAACUGACUGGUUUUCUGCGAAAUUGAUGCUUCAACUAUCGCCAUAAUAGCCUGCGUUGUAGUGGAAAUCUGAUUAAAAGCAAUCUAUGCGUUUCCGGUGGGAAGAACAGAAAAGAAAAGGCAAUAAAUUACCUGCAUCUUUUCUAUAUAGUUCAUCAUAGAAUCGAUGCUGUUUGUACCUUGAAGUUUGUUAACAGCUUUUUCUAAACUAUGACCGGAAAUUCUCACUGGUGUUCUCAAUUUUGAACUAUCCUUCAUAGAGAUAUUGUUCAACAUCUGAUUUGCCGUAGUUAAUAACUUUUUUUCAUUUUCCGAAACAAAGAAAUUGAUCAUAGAUUUCUCUAUACUCGCUAAACAUCCAGGUACUUUGUACAUUCGUAAAAUUCCCUUAAUAAUGAUACAGAAAAAUACACGUGGUGUAAUGGAAAUUAUUAAAUUACAUCUAUGAUGUAAAUCUGUUAAAAUAUACGCCAACGCGUUAGAUCAUAUUUUACCUCUGUCGUUCCAAAUGCGGGAGACAUAUUAAUCGCUACAUCGUUAUUGUGCUGUGGCAAACGUGGAAGUGCUCCCAAUACUUUGGCGAGAAACGACUCCGUAUUAUUGCUAGUAGGAGUACAGAGGUCUAACGUUCGAUCCAAUAAAAUAAGUGAUACUCCUACUUCUUUGACUCGCGACGAAUGCUAUGCAGACAAAAAUAAACAGUUCAACUUAUGCUUUGUUAUUUUAUCGUUAGUUUGUUACUUACAUUUUGAUGAACACCAUUAACAAAGUAGUUCUCCAAAUUUUCUGCUAAGAGAUCGCUCAACUUCCCAACAGAAUACACUUCUAUUUUGGCAUUAAGACUGUCGAAUAAUUUGUAAAAUGAAUUUGCUAUAAGACAUAUCUCUGCAGAUGUAUCUUCCACGAUACUUGUGUUUAAAGGUGGCAUUAAAUCUCCAAAUGGAGGUGUCACAAACAGAUGAUCGUUCAAAGGAGCAAUUAAAAGUGGUACAUGGAUGAUGCUAACAGAAGGAUCCUACAAAUGAAUUUAUCAUGGUUGAAACAAGAAAUUAAAUGUAAUACUGGUUUGUAAAUGAAUCGUUCGAAUCAACUGAUGGUGAUAGUGAUUAGACUACAGGUUUUAUGCAUUUACAAGACAUUCAAAUGUACAAAAGAAAACUCCAUUAAAAUAUAAAAAUUCAACAAAUAUUGAUACUACUCGCAUAAAAAUAUAAACAAAUAAUAAACAAACCUGCAACAUGUUUUUCGAGAUCAUCCAAGCUUCGAUAUCU